GGAGGAUUUGGUCCUGUUUAUAAGGGUAAAUUUCCUGGAGGACAAGAAAUUGCUAUUAAGAGGCUCUUGAGUGGUUCAGGACAAGGCUUACAAGAAUUUAAGAAUGAGGUUUUGUUGAUUGCCAAACUUCAGCAUCGGAAUCUUGUCAGACUUCUGGGCUACUGUGUUGAAGGAGAUGAGAAAAUGUUGCUCUAUGAAUAUAUGCCCAAUAAAAGCUUAGACACGUUCAUCUUUGAUCAAAAUCAAUGUGUGUUGCUGAACUGGGAGAUUCGCUUUAAUAUCAUAUUGGGAAUUGCUAGAGGGCUUCACUAUCUUCACCAUGAUUCAAGGUUAAGAGUUAUCCACAGAGAUUUGAAAACCAGCAAUGUUCUACUUGAUGAAGAGAUGAACCCGAAAAUUUCUGACUUUGGGUUGGCGAAGAUUUUUGGAGGCAAGCAAACUGAGGCAAACACAAACAGAGUAGUUGGGACAUAUGGUUACAUGUCCCCAGAGUAUGCAUUACAUGGGUUAUUCUCAAUCAAAUCGGACGUUUUCAGUUUUGGUGUUGCUGUACUUGAGAUUAUCAGUGGAAAAAGAAACACUGGAUUUUACCAGUCAGAACAAGCUUCAAGUCUUCUAGACUACGCAUGGAAGCUAUGGAAAGAAAACAAGGCACUGGAUUUAAUGGAUCCACCAUUGAGGGAGACUUGCAAUGAAAAUGAAUUCUUGAGGUGUUUCAACGUAGGACUAUUGUGCGUACAAGAUGAUCCAAAUGAUCGACCGACUAUGUCAAAUGUGGUAGUCAUGCUUGGAAGUGAAAAUGGAAAUCUUCCAAGUCCUAAGCAACCGGCCUUUGUUGUGAAAAGACCACUUUCUAGCAGAGCUUCUUCUGAACCAUUAUCAAAUAAUGAGUUAACAGAUACCUUGAAUGAAGGCCGGUGACAAUCUUUAUCUGCGAGUCUUGCAGGUCAUUGCCUUGAACAAGGUGGUGUCUGUUUUGUUGAGCAUUGCCAUGUACUUCUUUUUUGGUGUGAACUUAGUGUGUGUGUGAGCAUAGAGGAAGAUAUGCUGUACGCGGUCAUAUAAACCUAAAGAGUUGACUAAAAGCCUGAUUUUUAGUGUGUAUAACUUUACAAUAAUCUAGUCAAGAUCAAACUCUAGAACCAGAACAGGAGAAUCUCAUUAUUGCCACAAGCAAUGACGCUGAAAGUUCGAUUGUCAAAAGCUCAAACAUAAUGUUGGGAUUUUUGGAUCGGCAUUAUUUUGCAAAUUGAAAGAUUUGAUUUUGGGUUUAAUAUGGAGAUUGAUUUGCUGCAUUGAAUUGAUUUAGAGAUUGAAUGGAAAGUACUUUAGCUUGCUCCCUGAGAUGGGGCUCCAUUACAUCUUUAAUUACAGCUUUGUGUCAAACCAA
This is a messenger RNA of Morus notabilis, 1390 nucleotides long. Its product is annotated as G-type lectin S-receptor-like serine/threonine-protein kinase At4g03230. The annotation marks the transcript as partial. NCBI's taxonomy places the organism in Eukaryota, Viridiplantae, Streptophyta, Magnoliopsida, Rosales, Moraceae. Gene Ontology annotation, molecular function: protein serine/threonine kinase activity; ATP binding. The record is from RefSeq and is a predicted model, not a curated record. The transcript is spliced from 6 exons. Gene Ontology annotation, biological process: protein phosphorylation.